Messenger RNA from Xiphias gladius (swordfish), 4087 nucleotides. RefSeq names its product kinesin light chain 1a (gene klc1a). Gene Ontology annotation, biological process: axo-dendritic transport. The record is from RefSeq and is a predicted model, not a curated record. Gene Ontology annotation, molecular function: kinesin binding. The coding region runs from base 148 to 1815 and encodes 555 amino acids. Gene Ontology annotation, cellular component: kinesin complex; membrane-bounded organelle; cytoplasm. The transcript has 14 exons. Lineage: Eukaryota; Metazoa; Chordata; Actinopteri; Istiophoriformes; Xiphiidae.
UUUUUUAAAUAUACUUAUCGCCAGACGUUGUCGGUAAAAGGAACAACAACUCCAUUUGAAAAAUAGCCGAGAAUUAAAAGGUGAAAGAGGCGAGGAAGAGUGGCGUUACAGUCUAGCUACAUUGGCAACGGAUGUCCCAGAGAACGGAUGCGUGAGGACAUGUCCACCAUGGUGUGCGUGAAGGAGGAGGAGGACCCUGGGGAGAAGCUGUCCCAGGAUGAGAUCAUCUCCAGGACCAAGCAGGUGAUUCAGGGGCUGGAGGCCCUGAAGCAGGAGCACCACUCCAUCCUGGAGGGCCUGCUGGGCACGCUGCGCUGCCUGAAACAGGACGAGGAGGGCGUCCUUGUCGAAGAGAAGUCCCACAUGAUCCGCAAGUCCCUGGAGAUGCUGGAACUCGGGCUGAGCGAGGCACAGGUGAUGAUGGCGCUGUCGAGCCACCUGAGCUCGGUGGAGUCGGAGAAGCAGAAGCUGCGAGCUCAGGUACGCCGGCUCUGCCAGGAGAACCAGUGGCUGAGGGACGAGCUGGCUGGGACGCAGCAGAAACUGCAGAAGAGCGAGCAGAGCGUGGCCCAGCUGGAGGAGGAGAAGAAGCACCUGGAGUUCAUGAACCAGCUGAAGAAGUACGACGAGGACCUGUCCCCAUCUGAGGAGAAGGACUCCGACUCCAGUAAAGAGACUCUGGACGAUCUCUUCCCGGAUGACCAGGAUGACCAAGCCCCUGGCAUCCAGCCGGCCCAUGGCAGCGCUGCAGCAGCGGCUGCCCAGCAGGGAGGUUAUGAGAUCCCGGCCCGUCUGAGGACCCUCCACAACCUGGUGAUCCAGUAUGCCUCCCAGGGCCGGUAUGAGGUGGCUGUGCCUCUCUGCAAACAGGCCCUGGAGGACCUGGAGAAGACCUCUGGACACGACCACCCAGAUGUGGCCACCAUGCUCAAUAUCCUAGCCCUUGUUUACAGGGAUCAGAACAAAUACAAGGAGGCAGCCAACCUGCUGAAUGAUGCUCUGGCCAUUAGGGAGAAGACUCUUGGCAGGGACCAUCCAGCUGUUGCCGCCACCCUCAAUAACCUGGCUGUCCUGUAUGGGAAGAGAGGGAAGUACAAGGAAGCAGAGCCUCUGUGCAAGAGAGCGCUGGAGAUCAGGGAAAAGGUGCUGGGGAAGGACCACCCGGAUGUGGCCAAGCAGCUGAACAACCUGGCCCUGCUGUGUCAGAACCAGGGCAAGUAUGAGGAGGUGGAGUACUACUACAUGAGAGCGCUGGAGAUCUACCAGACCAAACUGGGCCCCGAUGACCCCAACGUGGCCAAGACCAAGAAUAACCUGGCAUCCUGUUAUCUGAAGCAGGGCAAGUUCAAGCAGGCUGAGACUCUUUAUAAAGAAAUCCUCACUCGCGCUCACGAGAGGGAGUUUGGCUCUGUUGACGAUGAGAACAAACCAAUCUGGAUGCAUGCUGAGGAGAGAGAGGAACAAAGCAAGGGGAAGCAGAAGGACGGCUCACCAUUUGGAGAAUAUGGAGGCUGGUACAAAGCCUGUAAGGUCGACAGCCCUACAGUGACCACAACCCUGAAGAACCUGGGCGCCCUCUACAGGCGGCAGGGCAAGUUCGAGGCGGCAGAGACUCUGGAGGAGGCUGCCAUGCGUUCCAGAAAGCAGGGUCUGGACAAUGUGCACAAGCAGCGCGUGGCUGAGGUCCUGAGCGAGCCGGAGGCCCGCGAGAAGCAGCGAAGCCGCGAGAGUUUGACCUCUGACACGGUGAAGUACGAGAGCGGGCCGGACGGUGGCGAGGAAGUGAGUAUGAGCGUGGAGUGGAACGGGGCAUAACUCCAGAUGCCUUGUAAUGGUUCUAAAAACUUGUCUUCUGCAUGACGGACGCAUCGCCUCACUUCACCUCGCCUCAGCCCCUUCAGCUUUGCGGUUUCCUUCAGCUCUUGACCCCCCCCUUCUCUUUUCUCCUCCACCACCACUGUGUUCUGGUGGGAACCUCCGUGCCGGGGUGAAGAGCGAUAGUGUUGCUUUUACGCCCUCCUCUCUGCUGUGUUUGGGAACGAGGAGUGGGUUUGGGGGGAAAUGUGGAGACAGCCUGUGUGUCUAAAUCACAAUUACUGCUUCUUACUUGUCUUGAAGGUCUGUACUCGACUGUGUGUAUCAGCUGCGGGUGGGAGAGGACCAGGGUGAUGUUUCUUUAUGGCAACAUUAAACUUACCUUGUUAUUUCUUGCUGUCCUUUAACAGUAGCCUCUGCUUCUCUACUUCCUCUCUCUCUGUCGCUCUCCAGUAUCUUUAAACUGUAUUUAAUUUUGGCCGUAGACUCAUUGAAAAGGUUGUUGAGGAAAUUGUGUGGGGGAGAUUGACAAUGUGCCCUUAAACCAAAUAUCUGCUUUCCCACCUUGUUCUCCAAACUGUCCUUUAACUCUCUCCACUUUGACCUGUACUCUGAAUUUGGGACUUUACGAAUCCUAAGUCAGAACGCUCCCCAGUCAUAACAAAUCUGGCCACAGUUACGUUGCACUAAAGUUAUUUGCUGUCAUAGAGCUCAGUUCUGUGAAAAUGGUCUAAAAAGGUCUGUUGAUGCUCCAAAAAAAUCAAUACCAAAAGCACCAUAAAUGUAACAUCAAUAGUUUGCUCAGUAAGGAAACACUUGAAGAGAAAAAUGUAAAGAAAAGACUUUAUGUCAGGCCUUUUAGCAGUCUUUUUUUAAUCUUGCUUGGUUGUUGCUUCAGCAUUACAUUGUGUCCCACUUUCCCAGCUGCAGCUGCUGGAGAAAUGUGAAAUAUAAUCAGUCAAUUCAUUAAUUAGUCAAUCGACAGAAAAUUAAUCACCAACUAUUUUUAUAAUCCAUGAAUUGUAUCAGUUAGUUUUCAAACCAAAAUGCCAAAAUCCACUUUGCUCAGUUUCUCAAAUGUGAAGAUUUGAGGCUUUUCUUUGUCAAAAAUGAUGGGAAACUGAAUAACUUUGAAUUCAGAUGUUCAGAUAAAACAGGCAAUUUGAAUAUGUCAACUUGGGCUUUGGUAGAUUAUAAUUGGCAUUUGUCACUGUAUUCUGGCAUUUUAUAGACAAAACAAAAGAUUGAUUAAUCCAGAAAAUGACUGGCUGGAUAAUCAGUUGUGAAAAUAGUUGCAGCUCUAGUACCAUGGAUUAAGAUAAAGUUCAUAAUAUCGAAAUGAUGGGCCUACUACAAUGUAAACAAUCAUUGUAAGUUUUGUCAGUGCUAGUGGGGUACAUUUAAAGACCAGACCCAAACACCAACAUGUUAAUAAGAUCAAUACUUUAUAAGAUUUGGUCAGAACUGAUCUGUAUGAUUAAAAGAAAUCAGGGAAAACUGAUAUAAAACAGAAAAGAGAAAUAAAUAUCUGUACAGAGACUGCCCACACAUAGAAAAUAUAAAAUUAUGUUAUAAACAGCUGUUGUGUCAAAAAUAUGGCAAAACAAAGGCGAAAUUUUGACCCUACUGGAUCCUCUUCAAGCACAAAACUGAUUACGUCCUGUUGAUAUUCUGGUCAACCGAUCAAACAAAAACUACACAACACUUACAAUACGACCACUGUCAGAUACAUUCCAGGUGUGUCCCCAGGUGUGAAAUGGUCAGAGUUGAAGCUUUGAAGGCUCCCUCCUUUACCCUCCUUCCCUCUCCGUCUUUCUCUCUCUCUCGAGGGAGGUUAGAAGCUUUUCAUCUGUGCUCCAUGGUCCAUGUAGUUGAAUUCAACAUUAACAUCUAAAACCAUUAGUGGUGACUCAAAACAUCCUCAGCUUGUAGUGACUUAACAUGCUGUAAAUAACAUCAGCGUAACUCGUCAGCAUGAUCGAGAGCACCGUUGAUUGUGGCUCUGUAGGUUUCUGCUCCCAUUAGAGUUUAGUCAUUAGUGUGUCACUCUGUGCUCUGUGUCAUCGCAAUGAUAUCAGACUAAAAAGUACAGUAUGUAUGUGGUGUCAACAAGAGGGCACAUAUAAGGUAACAGGAUUCAUGCAGUCUGUAACAGAAUAGUGGAUGUUUGAUAAGGUUUGAUUCAAAGCUGAAAGUUUUCCACUAAAUGUGGGAGUGUGGAGGGAAAGAAGUGACUAAACACCGUGCAUCCAGCCUGUUUACCUUGUGUAUA